AUGCCUUUCAUCGAAGCACAUAUUUCCACUUCAUCCAUCGAUUUUGACUUGGAAGCGGAACAUCACCAUGGCAUCACUAUUGAUCUUUUCCUCCAACACAAUCGCCCAAUCACGUUCCCUAUUAAAGAUAUCCGUCUUUUCGAAUCCCCUAUGAAUGAAGGUGGUCUGACCUUCACUGACACCGAGACUGGCACCGAGGCUCGUCGAAAUAUAAUCUCUAUCCCUGGGCCCGGUCACCAAGGGUCUUUGCGAGAGGACAACAAAGGGUGCUUCCUUACACUACAUCCUGGACAGAAACAUACUAAGAACGGAUAUAUAUCGCGCAUAGAAAGUGGAGUUGGAAGCAUUGAACUCCCUGAGAAUAGCACUGUAGAAGAAUACAAGGAGGCAAUUGCAAAGCAGCCCAAGGUUUGGAAAUGGUGGAGUGCGGAGAAUCUCGAGAAUGGUCAUACUUAUCGAGUUGGGAUUGAUAAGGCAUCUACUAUAAAGGAAUGGUUUGAAGGGAGCAUGGAAGAGCUCCUUUGUAAGCCGUUGGCUGAGCGGACAGAUGAAAAGAUGAAGAAAGAGCCGAUUGUGAUCAAUGUAACUCAGCCAGCUGAGUUCACUAUGAAGAGGCCUGAUUCCGAUGGGAGUUUAGACUGGCCUUAG
Messenger RNA from Fusarium proliferatum ET1, 648 nucleotides. RefSeq lists its product as uncharacterized. The transcript has a single exon. The record is from RefSeq and is a predicted model, not a curated record. Bases 1 to 648 code for a protein of 215 amino acids. Lineage: Eukaryota; Fungi; Ascomycota; Sordariomycetes; Hypocreales; Nectriaceae.